Messenger RNA from Exaiptasia diaphana, 3009 nucleotides. RefSeq lists its product as uncharacterized. NCBI's taxonomy places the organism in Eukaryota, Metazoa, Cnidaria, Anthozoa, Actiniaria, Aiptasiidae. The coding region runs from base 1666 to 2109 and encodes 147 amino acids. The transcript has a single exon. The record is from RefSeq and is a predicted model, not a curated record.
AUGACAACUUUUUUAAGGCAAUUCUUUGAUAUGUUUUCGAUUACUAUGAUCCCAGUAAGUUAGAAAACUGGAGAAUUUUCAAAACAAAAUGAAUUUAUAGGUUUUCUUUCCAAAUUACUCACGUUCUUACUGAAAAUAUUGUUCUUAUUUAGUAAAAUUACCUGGAUCUUCUUCUGGUCGAACUCUUUUGUUGAAAUAUGACAAAAUACUGCCAGACUUCCUUUUUURCGCCAUAUUAAUGAGAGCACAUGAUAUGGAAGACUUUUGCAUUUUGCAUGAAGUCGAGGUACAUUCGUCAACAGUCUCACUCUUCAUUCAUUUUCCAAGAUGGCGGACAACAAUGCAAAGAUUUUAUUGCGUUGCAAUUUGCGAUGCAUAACAAUCAAAAUUGAGGGAAAAUGUUGACUUUUUCAACACGUUUUGGUAAAAUAUAUAGAUUSUACAUUAAGAGGUACAAUUUAAACAUGAUAAUGGCAAAAGUAGGCGGCUCAGAAAACGAWAAUAGACGGCGGAAUUCGCCGAUUGUCGGCUUCUAUUGACAUCCCUGAGUCUCCGAUUAAGGUCUCAUGUUUAAUCUUAGGUUUCUUAGCAUUCCAUAUGAAAUCCUUGAUUUUACUUUCAAUGAUAUUUUCAAAGUCUAAUGGGACAUAAAUUUGCGAGUAAACAAAAUAGAGUUUUGGCAGUGCUAAGGKCUUAAGUACUUGUAUUUUUCCUAUUGCUGUCAAAGAUCUUGAUUUCCAAAUAUUUAAUGUAGUCAUGAAAUUAGUUGCUAUAUGUUGAAGAUUAUUUUUAUAGUGCAAUUUCUUAUUGUACGAAAAAAAAUCCCUAGAAUUUUUAUACCAUCCUCACUAAAAUCAAUACAUUUAAAUCCUGUUUCUUUCACAAAAGUGUCAUUUUCUUUUUGAAGCCAGCCUGCUUCUGAUUUUUGGUAGUUCAGUUUUAAUGACGAAAAAGAAUAAAAGGUCUCGAAACAUCGUAACAUCGCUUGAAUGAGUUAUUAUCUCUUAAAAAGAAAGUUGAAUCAUCCGCGAAAAACGUGAACUUCUUUUCCUUGUCCCUAAGUACGAAACUAUGAAUUUCUAUACAAUUUCGGAUCAUUAUACAGUACCGGUCUCGAGUAAAGUACCAUCCGCUUUCGAGUACUCGAACUCGAAACGGUCCGCGAGUUUCGAGUAUAGAGUGAAACAAUGACAGUUAAUGAGGCAGCGAAAACAAUGCCACUAGCUUUCACUCUUUACUCGAGACUUUAGAGUGUUUCGAGUGGAGCGCUUCGAACUUAAAUUACGGAAUCAAAUUCACACAAAAGUUAACAAAAUAGUUUGAUUGCGGCUAUGACAAUUAAACACCAGCAAACUGUGAAUCUACACGAAGAUAUUUCCAAGCGUGUUUUAAGACUAAUCUCGCCUUUCCCAUGCAGCUCAGCAGUUCUAUCAAAAAUUAAAACAACCGAARGAACUGGGCUCGAAUGGCUACCGAGUAAGACGSUCGAAUUUGAGCUCCGAGAGAAAACUCAUAUAACCCUAACAUUUUUUAAAUAAAAUCAUCCAAGAAUCACUCCAAACGAAAGAAGAAAACCAACURAAGCUCCUCUAGCAUCUCAAUAACCUCUCUGCUUGAAAAGAAAGCUAAGAGUGCUCUGACGACGAGGUAUUCCAAGCCCUCGAUAUGGCCGGCCAUGUUGCUGCUAAGUUGGACGAUAUAACAUCAAAGUUAGACAGACUGAAGUCAAUAGAAGAAACUAUACACAACGUUGCUGGAUCAAUUAAAGCUCUCGAGCAAAAAAUAGAGAAAGUUGAACAGAAUGUCAAAGAAGUAAAACAGGAGCAGCAGGUUAUGGACAAAAGUCUUGAAACGAUGAACAACGAAAUUCAGCAGCUCAAAAACGACAGGAAAAGAGACGAUUUUGAAUAUUAUGGAAUCCAGGAAGAAACAAAGUCUGAGCUGAACACUCUUAAAACGAAAUUAUUGUACGCAGAAGCAUAUUCAAGACGAGAAAAUCUUAAAUUUAUUGGCAUUCCAGAACUAGAUGACGAAGACACCAAAAAGGUUUUACUCAACUUUAUCGACAAUCAUCUGGAGAUUGAAAGUAGCCCUAUAGAAUUCCAGUGAGUACACAGAAAUGGUAGAAAAAAACAAGAUGCGCCAAGAACAAUUAUUGCAAGGUUUCUACGGUACCAAGACGUUGAAAAGAUUCUUUGACAGGUGAAGCUACUAAAAAAUACCCCCUUCGUUAUUUACCAAGACCUUCUCAAAGAAAUUUUGGACGAGCGUAAAAAGUUAAUGGGGGCUCUUAAAGAAGCCAAAAGACGUGGUAUGAAGGCCCGAUUUAGCAAAGCAGAGCCUGAUAGAUUAUAUAUCGAUGGGCAGUUGUAUCUUCCAGGACAAACGAAUCUAUUUAGCUUCAACGCACCAUAAGGUAUAAUGAACUUUACUCGGAAUCCAAAUAUCAAUAGUAUGUUAUGUUGCUGUUUAUACUCUUAAGUUAAGGACUUUAAAUUUAGGAUGAUUCAGUAAAUAGAAUUUAUAUCACCACUUUUAGGGAUGUUGUUUCUGAAUUAAGUUUUAUUUUAAAGGAAAGAUUUUGAGUAUUUCUCUUAGAGCCUUAUAAAAUACGGCUAAGAUAAACAAAUGCAAAAGCCCAUUCAUGUGCAAGCACAAAUUAAUCUUUAUGUAGUAUCUUUGUUUGUUAUUUGUCAAUUGUUUAGCGAGAUCUUGAUGUUGCAUAGCUCCGUGUCAUUAAUAUUCCUGUUUUAUUACUUUUUUCGUGUAACUUAAAAUGAAUGUUUAUAAUUUUUCCAUACUGUCAAUUAAUGUCCGUGGCCUCAGGGAAUAUAAAAAGAAUAGAAAAAUUUUCAAUUGGCUUACAAAACACAAUAGUGAGUACGGUAUCUCAUUUUUGCAAGAAACACACAGUACCAAAGAAACAGAAAAGGAAUGGUCUCUGAGAACUAGGAAUGAACUUUUAAUGUCGCACGGAACGCCAAGGAGUAAAGGAACGGCUAUUAUGUU